Molecule: messenger RNA, 502 nt
Organism: Dioscorea cayenensis subsp. rotundata (Guinea yam)
Lineage: Eukaryota; Viridiplantae; Streptophyta; Magnoliopsida; Dioscoreales; Dioscoreaceae
Product: copper transport protein CCH
Exons: 3
Coding region: 27-299 (90 amino acids)
Molecular function (GO): metal ion binding
Source: RefSeq, a predicted model, not a curated record
CUAUCAACAUAUAUUUAUAUAUAUACAUGUACUUCAAUGAACUUAGAACUAUAUCUUCAUUCCCUUCCAAGCUUAUAAACAAGACUUCAAUGGCUGUGGUGGAAUUGAAGGUAGGAAUGCACUGUGACAAGUGUAUCAAAUCUAUCAAGAGGGCCAUCAAAAAGAUUGAAGAUAUAGAAACAUAUAGGCUUGACACAGAGGUGAACAAGGUCACAGUGACAGGGAAUGUGACAACUGAGGAAGUAGUCAAAGUUCUUCAUAAGAUUGGAAAAACUGCAACAUCUUGGUCUGAAGAUUAAUCUUAAUUUAACCCUCUUUAUUUAUUUGAUUUAUUAUUUUUAUUAGUUAGUAAUAGAAGUAUAUCUUGAUGAUACUCAUGAUUUAAUUUGAAUAAAAUUUUGUAUCAUUUUUUUAUUUUUCUCUUCUUUUUUAUUCUUUUCUAGAAAAUAGCAUAGUUUUCAUCCACCAUGUAUUUUUUUUAAGAAAUCUACCAUAUUCUUGC